Molecule: messenger RNA, 919 nt
Organism: Nematostella vectensis (starlet sea anemone)
Lineage: Eukaryota; Metazoa; Cnidaria; Anthozoa; Actiniaria; Edwardsiidae
Product: calmodulin
Exons: 5
Coding region: 129-578 (149 amino acids)
Molecular function (GO): calcium ion binding; enzyme regulator activity
Source: RefSeq, a predicted model, not a curated record
CAAGCAUUGUGCUAGCUCAACCAAUGAGAUGCUUGUGUUCAUAAGAGUGCCCACAUUGCUCACAUUCGAAUCUUCGUUCCCUCGAACAGAACACUUCGCAUAGUUACCUCGAAGAAUAAUAUCCAAAAAUGGCUGAUCAACUCACAGAAGAACAAAUUGCUGAAUUCAAGGAGGCCUUCUCCCUGUUCGACAAGGAUGGUGAUGGCACAAUCACCACCAAGGAGUUGGGCACUGUCAUGCGUUCUCUGGGACAGAACCCAACAGAAGCUGAACUUCAAGACAUGAUCAAUGAAGUCGAUGCAGAUGGAAAUGGAACCAUUGAUUUCCCUGAAUUUCUAACUAUGAUGGCAAGAAAAAUGAAGGACACAGACAGCGAAGAAGAAAUCAGGGAAGCAUUCCGUGUGUUCGACAAGGACGGCAAUGGUUUUAUCAGUGCUGCUGAGCUCAGACAUGUCAUGACCAACCUCGGCGAGAAACUCACAGAUGAGGAGGUCGAUGAGAUGAUCAGGGAGGCUGAUAUUGAUGGAGAUGGUCAAGUCAAUUAUGAAGAAUUUGUGAAAAUGAUGACAUCAAAGUAAAUUCUUCCGUACCCAUCUACAUUCUACAGCUGUACUGCACAUCUCUAUAGUACUAGCGUCACGGGAUCUCAGUCGCCCAUUUAAAUUAUAUGAAAACCAUCACUUUUUUAUCAAGAUUAUUGGCACACUGAUCUAUCAAAGACAUGUUUACUAGGUUGUUUUUUCUUUUCUAAAUCAUUGCUAUUUUCCAAGUACAGUGGCAACUUAGGCUGUGUUGAGCUACAUAACAUGCCAUCAUCAACACUGUAAAAAAAAAAAAUGUUAUUUGCCAGGUGUAUGUAUUCUUCGUAGGUAUAUUAAAUAGAAGUGAUCUUGAUCAAUAAAAUUUCUUUGGGAACAGA